AAAGAGGUGGACGUGUCCGUGCUCGACAUCCGCGUGGGAACCAUCGUGAAGUGCUGGGAGCACCCCGGCGCGGAUAAGCUCUGGGUCGAGGAGAUCGACGUGGGGGAGGACAAGCCGCGUCAAGUCGUCUCCGGGCUCCGAGCGUUCAAGACGUCGGAGCAGAUGACGAACGCCCGGGUCCUGUGCCUGUGCAACGUCAAGAAGGGACCGCUGCGCGAGCAGAUGAGCGAGGGGAUGGUGAUGUGCGCGAGCAACGAGGACCACACGACGGUGGAUUUCGUGGUACCGCCGGAGGGGGCGUCGAACGGGGAGCGGGUCACCUUCGCCGGAUACGAGGGCGAACCCGUGGAGGUUCUGGUGCCGAAGAAGAAGAUGUUCGAGGCGUGCGCGCCGAAACUGCGGACGAACGCCGAUGGCGUCGCGUGCUACGACGGCGUCCCGUUCAUGA
Molecule: messenger RNA, 448 nt
Organism: Micromonas commoda
Lineage: Eukaryota; Viridiplantae; Chlorophyta; Mamiellophyceae; Mamiellales; Mamiellaceae
Exons: 1
Molecular function (GO): tRNA binding
Source: RefSeq, a predicted model, not a curated record